GGUAGGAGCCAUGGUAACUUCUGAAUUCAAUUAAAGUCAAGUGCACGGGACCAAAUACAAUACAAUCAAAUCAAUACGACCUACAUAAUAAGACACAAGGACCCCUAAUUCUAAUCCAAACAUCACCUGCAAAUAUUGAACCUUUUAUACUCGUCUAACAAAACCGACACCUUGUCUUAUAGGUCCUAUAAUGUCAUCUUCCACUAGCUUAGGCCGUACACGAUCAAUUCGUAAACCUACAGUUGGCAAAGACGAUCCGAGCCAACGAAAUGGACCAACAACACGUACUGAGGCUAGGACACAUUCCCCUAGCCGACUACCGGUGAAGCCCACGAUGAUCACUCGAUCCGCUGCAGCGAGCGCAGCAGCUUCUUCGUCCGCUACUGCUUCAAGAAUUAGAGCGACAGGCUCAACUACAGGUAGAGCUGUAUCUAAUCCUUACAACAAGACUUCAUCUGCACGGACAGACAGCAGCGGAAAUGCUGCGACGAAACCCUUGGGUAGAGCAACCUCUACUCGUGACCGUGAUAGACCACCAAUUACCUCCAUGAACCGUACUGCGACCGGUCGACCGAGAUCCUCUGGCGGGCCACCUGUAACGACGGCGCCUACCCGACCGGGACAUACACGAUCGAGAUCCAACGUUACGAGUUUGACACCGGCCACUACACUUCGCCCAGUAUCUCAAGUAUCUCAUGCGACCGCCACAUCUUCGUCGUCCGGCGGUGGCCGAACAAGUCCGACCACAAGCACGAUCACAACGAGCUCGAAAAUCCAGACACGGUCGCAAAUCCGCCAACGCACGACAUCUCAAUCUCAAUCCCAAUCAACCGCUACCACGACGCAAGCCCCAUCCAAUCAACCCGCCGGCCUUGUCAGCCGCCCCGCAUUCAACACUCAUCAACAGCAUUACAGCCCCGCCAAAUCCCUCGCCCCCAAACCUUUAACCUCGACCUAUCUCGCGCCCCCGUCUCCCUCUAAGCUACCCGCAAACGUCGCCUUAUCCGCCGAGACCAGUCGUCUACAGACGGAGCUGUUACAACUUUCGCUCCUACACCGCGAUGCCGCAGCCGUCGACAGCGAAUGGCACGCCAGCGCCCGACAAAAGCUCGGGGAUAGAUUCGCGCGGCUAGCCAAAAACAAUGACACCCUCCUUAGUCUUGAGCGACGAGGCAUUGAGGCGCGGAACGUGGCAGCGCUCACUAAAUGGGGUAAUCCUGGCACCAGAAACGGGCUAGGUCUAGAGGAGAAAGUCCAAAUCUUGGACGAAGUGCUAAACGGGGUGUGGCAGCUCGGAGAACCGGGCGGACGAUACGCGCGCGUGGUCGCCGGCUUCGAAAUCUGGGCCGAGCGCAUGGCGUCCAUAGUUAUCGCGCAGCGUAGCGACAACGUCGAUGUCUUGGUCGAAGGCGAGGAGGUCCUAUUUCUAGGUGAACUAGACGCAGGAUGGAAACACGAUUGUAUCAGUCUUCAGCGCAAACUCGAAGGAUGGCGUAUCGCGUUACGAGAUCUGGGCGACGUCGACUCUCCCCCCGUUUCCGACUCCGACUCUAGCUCAGAAUUAGAAUCGCGGUCUAGUUUACUUCGCAUGGUGGACGGGUGUCGCAAUCUCGUCCACGAUAUGCUAUCCGAACUAGCAGUGAUGGCGCAGAUCGAGCGGGAUGCGGCGCGAGCGGAGAACGAAUGGAUCGAGCGCACAAAUAGAGCCAUAGAAGACGAGGACGACGAUACCCCCGCGGCGCGGGCGUAUGUACCAUUAUGGAAGCUGGCUGCGUGAUUUUAACACCUGGUUACCUUUCCUACCUCUUUACCUACUUUCCUAUCUGUCUGCAUAAGUGUACUGUACUAUUAAGUUAAAUUGAUGGCAUAAUGGGAAACGAAAGGAUACGAUACGGAACCGGACUGGCGUUCAGCGAUAGGGUAUACGCACUACAUAUUUCAUGAUAGGUAGUGAUAAUAAGAUAAAGUCGAACUAAUUGUAAUGUGCGCGGUGAUAAUGAUGCGAUUGGUUAAUUU
This is a messenger RNA of Annulohypoxylon maeteangense, 2016 nucleotides long. RefSeq lists its product as uncharacterized. The record is from RefSeq and is a predicted model, not a curated record. The coding region runs from base 191 to 1777 and encodes 528 amino acids. Lineage: Eukaryota; Fungi; Ascomycota; Sordariomycetes; Xylariales; Hypoxylaceae. The transcript has a single exon.